AUGGUGGUUGGAUGGGAAGGCACUGCUCAUGACUCGAGAGUGUUGACUGAGGCAGUGUGUGAUCCAUCUUUCAAGUUUUCUUUACCUCCACCAGACAAAUACUAUCUAUGUGAUGCUGCGUACUCUCAUACACAGGGGUUUAUGUGUCCGUAUCGCAACAUAAGGUAUUGGAUAAGUGAUUACCGAAGAGUACCUCCAACAGAAAAAGAUGAGAAGUUUAAUCAAGCUCAUUCUCGAUUGAGGAAUGUGAUUGAGAGAGUAUUCGGGGUAUUAAAAGUAAGAUUUCCCGUCUUAAUUAAAAUGCCUUCUUACUCAUUUGAGACUCAAAGAGAUAUCGUUAUUGCUUGCUUGUCAAUAUAUAACUUUCUACGUCGUAAUGCAUUGGAUGAUUGGCUAUUUAAAGAAUAUGAGAAUGAGACAUUUGAUAUGAAUGAGACACAAGUGGAAGUCGAAGUGGAAGCGGAAACGGAAGAAAAUGCACCUCUUCUGUUUGGACAACAAGAGAAGAUAUAUAUGAACAACUUAUGUGAUGAGAUAGCUAGUCUCCUUUAG
Papaver somniferum (opium poppy) is the source of this 552-nucleotide messenger RNA. RefSeq names its product putative nuclease HARBI1. NCBI's taxonomy places the organism in Eukaryota, Viridiplantae, Streptophyta, Magnoliopsida, Ranunculales, Papaveraceae. Bases 1 to 552 code for a protein of 183 amino acids. The transcript has 3 exons. The record is from RefSeq and is a predicted model, not a curated record.